AUGGAAUUGGAGAAUUCAUUGCCCUCAUAUGAUUCUGUCAUUUACAAUAGAACCACCAAAGUUAAGCUCUCCUGGCCAAAGACAACUGAAUUCAACAGCAUUAUUAUAGUAAACUACUUGAAUAAUACAAAUAAGUUUCGGUUGAGAUACAACAUUGCCAAUGGAUUACUAGACUUGAGACAGAUAAUCGAAAGAAAGUUUAACAUAACUCGAAAUACAACAUAUUCCAUUGGCGUAUUUGACACGGAAAUAGAUUUGGUAUCAAUAGAAGAUGAUGAAGACCUUAUGGAAAUAUUCAAUAUUUGGAGUAUCACUAAGGAAACACCAUUGACCUUCAAUAUAUAUGAUCAUAGAUUACAAUACAAAAGAGUUUUGGAAUCAUAUAAGAAAAGAUUUUUAGAAAAUGAGAAGUUUAUCACCAAGCUUGAAAUGAUUCGAUAUGAAUGA
Messenger RNA from Dujonia railenensis, 447 nucleotides. The record is from the annotation of a GenBank genome assembly. NCBI's taxonomy places the organism in Eukaryota, Fungi, Ascomycota, Pichiomycetes, Serinales, Debaryomycetaceae.